CAUCCUUCUCCAAACAAACACCCCUGCCCGUGCUCGAGCGAUCUGGUCAUCAAACAACCGCGGAGCGUGAUGCAGGCUGUUAGUGUCCUGUUUAGACCAUCGUUUACUUCUUUCGCCUUCGAUGUCGUGAGCACUGUCCCAAAGGGACUCGGUCCGAGGAACCCCUCAUUCAUGAACUUUACUAAUUAAAGGAAACCUGGAAUGUCUUCUGUUUCAGUUUCUUCUACAGCUCCUCCGGACAAAGAAAGUUCUGAUUUUGAUUGUGAUAACGCGACUUCCCCCAUCAAACCCCUCCUGGGUUUUGGUCACAGCCUUCAAAAGCUUCAACAACCUGGCGACUCCUCCAGAACAAGAAUGUUCCUACUGGUUUUUUGGGUCUUCAACACCUGCUGCUGUUAUGGCAUCCAGUGAGCCCUUUUUGCUCGGGCGACAACAAGGUCCAUAGGUUCUACCAGUUUGAGGAAGGAAUAUGAAGAAAAGGAAAGCGAGAAGAAGAGGGAGAGCAACGGGAGAAGAAAAUAAAAAGAGAUGGUCCUCAAGUGUAGAUGGUCUGAUGGGCGGUGAUGCACUUGCUUGAGAAUUGUUCUGUCAUUCCUUCCAACUUGCUCUGCUUAAUUCAUUUAAUAAAUCGUACCCGGCUCAAAGUUGUUUUGCAGAACACGGGUUGGGUUCCAAAGCUGUUUUGCUUGCACCGUACCUCAAAUUUGACUUUGAAAAACCAACUACCUGAACGCGGCAGCAUAAUAUCUCCCAUUUCCUUAAUCCAGCCACCCCAGCUCCUCCAAAUUUGACUCCCAUUAUUUUAUUUGUUGCUUUGAAUCACAAGAUGCUCAGAUUCGCAACCGUUUCUAGAAACCGUCAGCCCUCCGCUUCAAUCUCUCAUUCUGUCCCCCAUCUCUUCCAUUCUCAAUCUUCUCUAUGCUCAAGCUUUCACUGCAGGCCAUGCUCUCACUCUGCAGCCUCUGUUCUUUUCUUCUUUCCUUUUGCUUUGUUUUUCUAUCGCAAUUCUCAAACUCUGUUGAUGCUCAAGCUCAAGAUUAUGAUUAUCCAACCGCCGCACUUUCAACACAGUGGACGAACAACGCAACAGCUAAUCACUCCAUUCCAUAUACGGAUGGAUCCACUGUGCGGUCAAUUCUACUCCGAGCCAAAGGAGCCAUCGGCCCUGCCUACGCCUGCGGCUUCUACUGUAAUGGUAACUGCAACACUUACCUCUUUGCCGUUUUCAUCGUCCAAGUCAACAGUGGUGGUUUAAUUGUUCAACCCGCUAUUGGAUUUCCUCAAGUAGUGUGGUCUGCCAAUCGAAACAAUCCCGUAAAGAUUGGUGCGAUGUUAGAGCUCACAUCCGAAGGUGAUUUGGUUUUGAAAGAUGCCGAUGGUACUGUUGCUUGGUCCACAAACACUUCUGGUAAGUCCAUUGUAGGCUUGAAUUUGACAGAUUUGGGGAACCUCGUGUUGUUUGAUAAGAAUAACUUGACUGUUUGGCAGUCUUUUAGUCAGCCAACCGACUCACUUGUUCCCGGACAAAUGUUGAAGGUAGGGCAAAGAUUGAUCCCAAGUGUUUCCGGGACAAAUUGGACUGUAGAUGGUAUGAUUACGCUUUCCAUGAGUAGCAGUGGUUUAUCUGCUCAAAUGGAGACUAGUCCUCCUCAGAUCUAUUAUGAGUAUUCUAUUGAUAAUCUGAAUGCAAGUAAUGAGUCUCCAUAUGUUGAAUUUGUAAAUGGAAGCUUGGCUUUGUUCUCGAAUUCUACCACGAAUUUGAGUGUGAUUUCAGUCCCUCAAGCAUCUUCUGUACAAUACAUGAAGCUGGGCUCGGAUGGGCAUUUGAGAGUGUUUGAGUGGCUAUCUGGGUGGAAAGAAGUGGCUGAUCUUUUGACGGGGUAUCUUGGGGACUGUGAUUAUCCAACAGUGUGCGGGCAAUAUGGAAUUUGCUCCAAUGGGCAAUGUAGUUGUCCGGCUUCAAGUGGGGGAACGAGCUAUUACAAGCAAGUAGAUGAUAGGCAGCCUAGUCUUGGGUGUUCUGAGAAUGUCCCAUUGUCUUGUGGGGCUUCGCAAUAUCAAAGUCUUCUGGAGCUUGAAAAUGUCAUGUACUUCACUUUCACUUCAGAUCUCAAGAACAUAGAUGCUUCAACUUGUAAAGAGACCUGCGCGAAGAACUGCUCGUGCAAAGCGGCUAUAUUCCAAUAUGGGUCGAAUGCCACCAGUGGCAGUUGUUACUUACCAUCUGAGGUGUUUUCACUCAUGAACAUUGACAAGAGUAAGAUUUUCUAUAACUCCACUGCUUACCUAAAAGUACAAAAUGUGACCAAUGGAGCCCCCAAUACUUCUGUUGACAAUCAAAGGAGCAACCGUCUUCCAGUAAUACUUGGGUCCAGCGUCGGAGCUCUCUUUGUGGUGAUGUUUCUCAUCGUAGUCAUAGUUUUGUUUGUUCGGAAGAGAGAUGCUAAUGAAGCAGAGGAGGACUACCUUGAUCAAGUACCUGGAAUGCCCACAAGAUUCAUGUACGAUGAUUUGAAAACCAUUACAAACGACUUCAAUAAAAAGCUUGGCAAAGGUGGUUUCGGUUCUGUUUUUGAGGGUACUCUAAUUGAUAGCACAAAAGUUGCUGUAAAGUGCCUUGAUGGUUUUGGGCAGGUCAAGAAAUCCUUUCUAGCUGAAGUUGAGACUAUUGGUAGCAUCCAUCAUGUUAACUUGGUAAGACUUGUGGGAUUUUGUGCUGAUAAAUCCCAUAGGCUCCUUAUCUAUGAGUACAUGUCAAAUGGGUCUUUAGAUAGAUGGAUCUUUCACAAAUCCAAUGAAAGUGUUCUUGACUGGCAACAAAGGAAAAAGAUCAUUCUCGAUAUAGCAAAAGGACUGACUUAUCUUCAUGAAGAUUGCAGACAGAAGAUACUUCACUUAGACAUUAAACCCCAAAAUAUCCUCUUGGAUGGGAAUUUUAAUGCUAAGGUUGGUGAUUUUGGAUUGUCCAAAUUGAUCGAUAGGGACCAAAGCCAAGUCGUCACAACCAUGAGAGGAACUCCUGGUUAUUUGGCCCCCGAGUGGCUGAGUGCAGCAAUUACUGAAAAGGUGGAUGUGUAUAGCUUUGGCGUGGUAAUUCUGGAGAUAGUCUGUGGGAGAAAAAUCUUCGAUCACUCGUUAGAUGAAGAUGGCAUGAAUUUGCUAAGCCUUUUUAAGAGAAAGGCUGAAGAGGAACGAUUGCUGGACAUUGUAGAUAACUAUAGUGAGGAUAUGCAGCUAAAUGGGCUGCAGGUGGUGAACAUGAUGAGGAUUGCUGCGUGGUGCUUGCAGGCAGAUUAUACAAAGAGGCCUUCCAUGUCAAUAGUUGUCAAGGUGUUAGAGGGUGUUUCGGAAGUUCAAGACGGUCUGGAUUACAACUUCUCUGCUCAGCCUUCCACUAAUAAAGCAACAGAAUUUGGUCAAAUGGAAGUCGAAUUCAGUGCUACCACUGCAUUAAUACCCUCAGUUUUAUCUGGUCCACGAUGAUGCGGCAUACUAAAAAGAAUUACUGUUCUCUACAAAUCAAGUGGUAAACCUCUGCAGGCAAUUGAAAUUUCUAGAGUG
Molecule: messenger RNA, 3561 nt
Organism: Eucalyptus grandis
Lineage: Eukaryota; Viridiplantae; Streptophyta; Magnoliopsida; Myrtales; Myrtaceae
Product: G-type lectin S-receptor-like serine/threonine-protein kinase SD2-5
Exons: 2
Coding region: 919-3483 (854 amino acids)
Biological process (GO): protein phosphorylation; recognition of pollen
Molecular function (GO): protein serine/threonine kinase activity; ATP binding
Source: RefSeq, a predicted model, not a curated record